Molecule: messenger RNA, 3360 nt
Organism: Lepisosteus oculatus (spotted gar)
Lineage: Eukaryota; Metazoa; Chordata; Actinopteri; Semionotiformes; Lepisosteidae
Source: RefSeq, a predicted model, not a curated record
ACUAAAAGACACUUCCUCACGCUUCUGCGGCUCUGCCCAGCUCGUGCAUUUAAAACUCACUGAAGGGCCGUCGCAGGACUUAUUACAAGAGCCAUCUUGUGCUGAAGAUCCUCCCCUUUCAUGUCAGAAGCGCUGCCCAGCUGCCUCUCCGCAACACCGCAGCUCUGUGCGCAUGUGAGGCAUGCAGCAUACUUCAGACAAUAACAAAGUGCGCUGAUGACAGCAGGGCGGCUCUGCCGAACACGUUGUUCAUCGCUCCUGGAAUUUGCAGGGGCACGGGCCGAUUUCAAUAAAAGCUGAGCUGGCGUUCAAGACAAUUUUCAAGAGCAGAGAGAGCCCGUGCCGUGCUGUGACCGGUCUGGUUUGGCUCUGGGAACGUGCUGGAAGGCAGCGACAGUAACGCCCCGAGCCCAGGUUCAGCCCGCUGUAAAAAGAGGGCGCUGAAGGCACGCAUCGCCCAUCCAUUUUCUGCACCUCUUCGUCGACCACAGAGCCGGAGCCCGGGCCUGGCGAGCAGUGGGCGCACUCAGGAUGGGACGCCAGCCCACUGCGGGGCACACACAGACCCACACAUUCACUCCAGGGCCACCCGCCCCAGAAGCCAGUUAACCCACCUAGUCUUUGGUCUGCGGGAGGAAACCCGAGCACCCGGAGAAAACCCACGGGAACAUGGGGGGGGAACAUGCAAACUCCACACAGACAGCAGCCCAGGGCACCAGGGCUGCGAGGCUCAUAACCACCACGCCGGUCCUGUAAGAGCGAGCGAACAUCACAGCCUGUGCCCAUCGCCCUGCCACAGAGAGAAUCGCUUUCUUCCGUCUGAGGGCAUGCCUGAGCAAACCGAACCCUGAAAAUGGCGGAAACCUCCGCUCACAAUCCUUCCUCCUUCAGCCCUGGGCUCCCCCUCACCCCGUUUACCCCCUUAAAGUCUGCAGGCCGGCUGCAGCCUGGCAGUCCCCCUGUGAUAAUCACCCGCACCAGGGUGGAACCCAGCGCUCCUCUCCAGCGAGCGUGCAGCGCUGCCACCAGGCCCGAGGCCCGAGGACGGAGGCCCGUGUUGACUUCCCAGCUGCUAGGAAAGCCAGGCGUCUAAAUAUUUAUCUUAGCACACCGUCUUGCGCAAUGUCCCGCAGUGCUGCUGGACGCCACCCUGCUCUCACGGGGGAGCGAGCUGGACAGAGAGCACCUAGAAGAGACCUGCUCGGGGCAGGCAAGCUGGCCCUGGGGUUAUCUCCAGGGCAGAUCUGGGCUGGCCUCCUCCCUCACACACAUUCACAACCUCUCUCACAACCGCACACGAGCACCUUGUGUGACUGUCUGGCCUCCUCUCCUCUCUUCUCCUCAGAAUUGGCUGGCGCGCACAAAGAGGCCCAAACAACGGGACGCUUGAGUAAGAGGCGACUCCGGCCCUGGGCGUUCCCCCCGGGGAGAGAGGGAUCCGAAACCGGCGACCAACGAGCCCUCGACACGCACACGCGUGGAGGGGCUGGCGGCACGCGCCCCAGGCAGGCGGGCAGGCGCGCAGGCUGUCCGUCACGGGGAAAUAAACUCAAGGGAAGACAUGACGCGGGUUCCCGGAGGAAGUUGCAGACACAUUACAGCCAGCUGCGGCUCGGGUCUGCCACUCGGAUGACUAGAAACGCGGCGCCAAACGCAGAAGGGGCGACUCUGCUCGGAGAGAUACCGACUCAGAGGCUACAAAUCCCGAGAGCAGCCCCUCACGAUGAUGGAUCGCCAUGCACCCGUGUGCCGGCAGUCUUCCUCGUAUUACACACCGCGCUGUGUCUGAAGUCGAGCCCCAAACACGGUCUCGAUGGCGCAGGCACAGGCGCUGAGCGGAGCAGAGGACCGUCACCACCCCCGUCUGAGAGGAGCCCCAGUCCUGGAUCACGACGGCCCUGUGUCAGCCAGCCCCCUCCAGGACCAGCACGCCCACACUGGGAGCCCCCCGAGUGGGGCUCAGCACAGACAUCCUGCACGUCCGCAGACACCCAUCGCACAGCGGCUGGAGAGGGGACCUGGGGGGUUUCCCAGGGGUCACGGCAGAACAGCAAGGCGCCCCGAAAUAAGGCGACCCAGACUCCUGUCCCUGCGUCAACCCGUGUUCACACCACACACACGCAGUAAUUGUGUGCAUCUGUGUUUGUGUGUAAUACCUGCGUCAACGGCACUUGAUUUCACACACACACACAGACACAGACACACACAGACACAGAGAGAGAGACGUGCAGGGUCAAAGUUUAAUCAACAGUAAGAGUUCAGAGACAUGCCAAUCCCCUGUGUAUUCCAGUGUGGCUUUGAACAUGCAUUCUAAGGUGAAGUCUCACUGAAUCUCACAAUAACCUUGGAGAUACAGUAUGCACAAUCCGAACACCUGUGUCAUAACCCCACCUCAACCACCAGGCCUGAAACUGAGAAGACCACGGGGGGGGGGCCUAAUCCGUCAAUUUAGAGUCCUUCAAGACGUUGGGAUUCCUCAGUGACAAGUGGAAACUACCUGGAAGUGCAUUUAAUACAGAGAACAGGAGGCACUUCUUUACACAAAGGGGUGUGGGAGUGUGGACCGAGCUGCCCUGGCUUCUUUCAGAAAACGACUAGACGAGAUUCUGAAGUCAAUUAGCUACUAACUAGCAAACAAGCUAGACAGUCCAGACAGCCUCUCCUCGUUCCUCUCUUAUUGUAGCAAAUAAUACCUAAAGAUAUGUCCGGGGCUCUAAACCGAUGUGAAACGACUUGGUAAUUAAAAAAACAAAUGUCUCCAAUAUAUUCAGUCCUCUCAAAAAUAAACUAAUGAGAUAACUUUCUGUCAGUAGAAGGUAUUUCAAUUUUUAUGACGUGAAAUAUUUCCAGAUCGCAUUAAAUGAAAAGUUCACUGGAAAGAGAAGAAAAGUAAAAUGUGUGAUUUUGUUGUACACAAACGUUAGGUACAAUGAUUUUAGUUUGCUUUUACCUCCCCGCCGUGGCCUUUUUAGGUACUGCAAAACCUUCCCUUUAUUUCGCAACUGAAGGGAAGUAAUGACAUUUCUUCCCCUUUGACAGGCGUUUUCUGCAGGUUUCCGUGUCUGUCUUUACGAAUAGAGGAAACACUGAUUUCUCAGUAGGAAGUGAGACAGAUGUGCAAAACGCCUCUUCCUCGAAAUCGGCGUUAUUCUCCCAUAAAUACAAAAGCUAGACUUGGCCGAGGAAAAAGGUGGAUCAUCCAGGUGGGGCUGCACAUUGGUGGUGGUGGAGGGGAUCCCCAUUACCGCUUUGAGUGGAGUGUGCAGAAAAGCGCUAUAUAAGUGUAAGCAAUUAUUAUUAUUAUUAUUUUAAAAAAGCUCCCCUGCGUGGGUAUUACUAUAAAAUGAUCAGUAGGGGGCA